Ipomoea triloba (trilobed morning glory) is the source of this 3637-nucleotide messenger RNA. Its product is annotated as ubiquitin-activating enzyme E1 1-like. Gene Ontology annotation, cellular component: nucleus; cytoplasm. Gene Ontology annotation, biological process: ubiquitin-dependent protein catabolic process; DNA damage response; protein ubiquitination. The transcript has 7 exons. Gene Ontology annotation, molecular function: ubiquitin activating enzyme activity. The coding region runs from base 152 to 3415 and encodes 1087 amino acids. The record is from RefSeq and is a predicted model, not a curated record. Lineage: Eukaryota; Viridiplantae; Streptophyta; Magnoliopsida; Solanales; Convolvulaceae.
CUCCCCCACUCACCCCCUCAAAACCCAAAUUCCAAAACCGAAAUUCACUUUCUACAGUUUUCAAUCUCCACAACACUCAUAUCUGAUAUCUCACUAUCUCCGAUUCCAUUCCUUUCUUCUCCGGAGCUCCAAUAGCAGUUUGUUGCACUUUAUGCUUCCUAGAAAGAGACCAGCGGAAGGCGGGGUUGUUGAAGGAAGCAGCGCUUGCGUUGAUUGCAAUCGCGUCGUAAAAGCGCAUCGCACCGGUUGCUUCAUCUCCUGCACGAAUAAAGAGAAGACCAGCGGCUUCUCCGGUGCUGCCAACACAGCGUCUAACACUAGCGGCAAUAAAAGUGUUGACGAACCUUUACUGGCCGAAAUGGCGUUCGGAAAUGGCAAUUCGCGCGAUAUCGAUGAGGAUCUCCACAGCCGACAGCUCGCUGUGUAUGGACGCGAGACGAUGCGGCGGCUUUUUGCCUCCAAUGUUCUCGUCUCAGGGCUGCAAGGUCUUGGUGCGGAGAUCGCAAAGAAUCUUAUACUUGCUGGUGUGAAGUCUGUGAUGCUGCAUGAUGAAGGCACAGUGGACCUAUGGGAUUUGUCAAGCAAUUUUAUUUUCUCAGAGAGUGAUGUUGGCAAGAACAGGGCACUUGCUUCCCUUCAAAAGCUUCAAGAGCUUAAUAAUGCUGUGACUGUCUCUACACUGACUACAAAACUGACUAAAGGAAAACUCUCUGAGUUUCAAGCUGUGGUGUUCACUGAUAUAAGCUUAAAAGAUGCAGUUGAAUUUGAUGAUUAUUGUCACUUCCAUCAACCUCCAAUAGCAUUCAUCAAAGCUGAAGUGAGAGGCCUUUUUGGAAGUGUGUUUUGUGAUUUUGGUCCUCAGUUCACUGUCUCUGAUGUGGAUGGUGAGGAACCUCAUACAGGCAUUGUUGCAUCUAUCAGUAAUGACAAUCCUGCUCUUGUGUCAUGUGUAGAUGAUGAAAGGCUUGAGUUUCAGGAUGGAGAUCUUGUUGUAUUUUCUGAAAUUCAGGGCAUGACAGAACUUAAUGAUGCCAAACCAAGAAAGAUUAUAAGUGCUAGGCCUUAUUCUUUCACCCUUGAUGAGGAUACAAUGAAGUUUGGUAUGUAUGAGAGAGGCGGUAUGGUGACUCAGGUGAAGCAGCCCAAAGUUUUGAACUUUAAACCGUUGCGAGAAGCUCUAAAGGAUCCUGGUGACUUUCUUCUUAGUGAUUUCUCAAAGUUUGACCACCCGCCACUCUUGCAUUUAGCAUUCCAAGCACUCGAUAAGUUCAGGUCUGAAAUGGGGCGUUUCCCCAUUGCUGGAUCUGAAGGUGAUGCUCAGAAAAUAAUCUUUAUUGCCAAUGACAUGAACGAAAGCUUCGGAAAUGCAAAAAUAGAAGAUAUAAAUCCAAAACUUCUUAGACACUUUUCCUUUGGUGCACGUGCUGUACUUAAUCCAAUGGCUGCGAUGUUUGGUGGUAUUGUUGGACAGGAGGUUGUCAAGGCAUGCUCUGGGAAGUUCCAUCCACUUUUUCAGUUCUUUUACUUUGAUUCUGUGGAAUCACUUCCUACUGAGGCACUGGAACCUAGUGACUUUAGUCCAUUGAAUAGCCGAUAUGAUGCACAAAUUUCAGUUUUUGGGCAUAAACUGCAGAAGAAACUUGAAGAAGCUACGAUGUUUCUUGUUGGAUCUGGUGCAUUGGGCUGUGAGUUUCUCAAGAACUUAGCACUAAUGGGAGUUGCAUGCAACAGUCAAGGAAAACUAACAGUCACUGAUGAUGAUGUGAUUGAAAAAAGUAAUCUUAGUAGACAGUUUCUCUUCCGUGAUUGGAACAUUGGCCAGGCCAAAUCAACUAUUGCUGCUGCAGCUGCAACAUCAAUAAAUCCUCAUUUUCUUGUAGAAGCUCUACAAAAUCGUGUGGGACCUGAAACUGAGAAUGUGUUUGAUGACACCUUCUGGGAGAAUCUUAAUGUUGUUAUUAAUGCCCUUGACAAUGUGAAUGCAAGGCUAUAUGUUGAUCAGAGAUGCGUGUACUUCCAGAAGCCACUUCUGGAGUCAGGAACCCUGGGGACCAAAUGCAACACGCAGAUGGUGAUUCCUCAUUUGACAGAGAACUAUGGUGCAUCACGGGAUCCUCCAGAGAAACAGGCACCAAUGUGCACACUGCACUCUUUCCCACACAACAUUGAUCACUGCUUGACAUGGGCUCGCUCAGAGUUUGAGGGGUUACUAGAAAAAACACCAUCUGAAGUGAAUGCUUAUCUUUCUAGUCCUGGUGAAUAUACAUCUGCACAGAUCAAUGCUGGUGAUGCUCAAGCAAGGGACAAGUUGGAGCAUGUUCUUGAGUGCAUAGAUAGGGAUAGAUGUGAAACCUUCCGAGAUGCUGUGGCAUGGGCGCGUCUGAAGUUUGAAGAUUAUUUUGCAAACCGUAUCAAACAAUUGAUUUUCACUUUUCCUGAGGAUGCCAUAACAAGUAGUGGAGCACCUUUCUGGUCAGCCCCUAAGCGUUUCCCUCAUCCAUUGCAGUUUUCUUCCAAGGAUCCUAGUCAUCUCCAUUUCAUUAUGGCUGCAUCCAUAUUACGUGCUGAGACAUUUGGCAUACCCAUCCCUGAAUGGGCUACGCACCCAAAGAAAUUGGCUGAAGCUGUAGAUAGUGUUGUCGUUCCUGAAUUUCAACCAAAGAAAGAUGCAAAAAUUGUGACCGAUGAGAAAGCUACCAAUCUAUCAAUUGCUUCUAUAGAUAAUGCUGCAGUAAUCAAUGAACUAAUAAUGAAGCUUGAGCAGUGUCGAAAGCGUCUACCUCCUAACUUCAGGAUGAAGCCUAUUCAAUUUGAAAAGGAUAACAAUACAAAUUACCACAUGGAUUUGAUUGCUGGGCUUGCAAAUAUGCGGGCAAGAAACUACAGUAUACCUGAAGUUGACAAGCUGAAAGCCAAAUUUAUUGCUGGAAGGAUUAUACCUGCAAUUGCAACUUCUACUGCCCUGGCUACUGGUUUGGUUUGCCUUGAGCUCUACAAGGUUUUAGAUGGGGGACACAAACUGGAACACUAUCGCAACACGUUCGCCAACCUUGCUUUACCUCUAUUCUCCAUGGCUGAGCCGGUUCCUCCCAAGGUCAUCAAGCACCGGGACAUGAGCUGGACUGUUUGGGAUAGAUGGGUUGUUAAGGACAAUCCCACGCUGAAGGAACUUAUCCAAUGGUUGGCAGAUAAAGGCUUGAAUGCGUACAGCAUUUCAUGUGGGAACUCCCUGCUUUUUAACAGCAUGUUUCCUAGGCACAAGGAGCGGAUGAACAAGAAAAUUGUGGAUUUGGCAAGGGAUAUUGCUAAGGUAGAGUUGCCACCAUAUCGGCGCCACGUGGAUGUUGUGGUAGCAUGUGAAGACGAUGAAGAGAAUGAUGUUGACAUCCCUCUUGUAUCCGUAUACUUCCGCUGAUCAUUCGGUCCGGUACAGAAUUUCUAUGACAGUGCAGCUCUUAGUCAGACCUUUUCUCAAAUCCUUUGUUCAAUUAAAGUGUGGCAUAUAUAUAGAAAGGGUGGGUAUUUCUUUUGCCUUUUAAGAUACUGGAAUUUAGAAAUACGAAUUGACUACUGUUUGUAUUUGAGUUCAUCAAAUGGCAUGUGCAAUCUUUGAUCAUUAGGACUCUAAUUCUGGUGA